ACACACACACACACACACACCAGAGUGAAAAAGGCGAGCCACCAAAACCCAUCUCCAGUCUCCUCCCGGCGGCCCCCCCGGCCCGCCACUGUGCCACUUUGCAUCCCACGCCGGAGGAGACAUUAAGGAGCUCGGGUAAGGCCUUUUAAUCAGUUUCUGGUACAAAGACACACUGCAAGAGGGUUAUUAGACAUCUUGGACAAGCCUCCCACAUGUGGCAGGUUCACACAAGGACAAGACAUCACAAAAAUACAUCCGGGCAAAGUGUUCCCACGUGAUUCACCUGACCACUUGUAGGUGCUGUGCUGGCCACUGAUGACCCGAAGAUGAUGAAAAAUAUGUUUCUGCUCACAAGGAGUUAGCGAUCCACUGGGGAUUCCUCUUGCUGAUGACAUGAUUCCUGUUUGAGUCUGUUUACAAGAUUCUGAAAGCUGAAGAGGGAAUUGUAGUACGGCACUGGCAUUAAAAGACGUAGAUAAUAUCAAGAACAGAAGGAGUGGGAGAGAUUGGACUGGGAAGCUGACCAGGAUGUCUUCCAAGCGACCAGCCUCUCCGUAUGGGGAAGCAGAUGGAGAGGUAGCCAUGGUGACAAGCAGACAGAAAGUGGAAGAAGAGGAGAGUGAUGGGCUCCCAGCCUUUCACCUUCCCUUGCAUGUGAGUUUUCCCAACAAGCCUCACUCUGAGGAAUUUCAGCCAGUUUCUCUGCUGACGCCAGAGACUUGUGGCCAUAGGACUCCCACUUCUCAGCACAAUACAAUGGAAGUUGACGGCAAUAAAGUUAUGUCUUCAUUUGCCUCACACAACUCAUCUACCUCACCUCAGAAGGCAGAAGAAGGUGGGCGACAAACUGGCGAGUCCUUGUCCAGCACGGCCCUGGGAACCCCCGAACGUCGGAAGGGCAGCUUAGCUGAUGUUGUGGACACCCUGAAGCAGAGGAAAAUGGAAGAGCUCAUCAAAAACGAGCCAGAAGAAACCCCCAGCAUUGAAAAGCUACUCUCAAAGGACUGGAAAGACAAGCUUCUUGCAAUGGGAUCAGGGAACUUUGGCGAAAUAAAAGGGACUCCUGAAAGCCUAGCUGAGAAAGAGAGGCAGCUCAUGGGUAUGAUCAACCAGCUGACCAGUCUGCGGGAGCAGCUCCUGGCUGCACACGAUGAGCAGAAGAAACUGGCUGCGUCUCAGAUUGAGAAACAGCGCCAGCAAAUGGAGCUGGCCAAGCAGCAACAAGAGCAGAUUGCAAGACAACAGCAGCAGCUUCUGCAGCAGCAACACAAAAUCAAUUUGCUUCAGCAACAGAUCCAGCAGGUUCAAGGUCAGCUGCCGCCUUUAAUGAUUCCCGUAUUCCCUCCUGAUCAACGGACGCUGGCUGCAGCUGCCCAGCAAGGAUUCCUCCUUCCUCCUGGCUUCAGCUAUAAGGCUGGAUGCAGUGACCCUUACCCUGUUCAGCUGAUCCCAACUACCAUGGCAGCUGCUGCUGCAGCAACACCAGGCUUAGGUCCACUCCAACUGCAGCAGUUAUAUGCUGCCCAGCUAGCUGCAAUGCAGGUAUCUCCAGGAGGGAAGCUCCCAGGCAUACCCCAAGGCAACCUUGGUGCUGCUGUAUCUCCUACCAGCAUUCACACAGACAAGAGCACAAACAGCCCACCACCCAAAAGCAAGGAUGAAGUGGCACAGCCACUGAACCUAUCAGCUAAACCCAAGACCUCUGAUGGCAAAUCACCCACAUCACCCACCUCUCCCCAUAUGCCAGUUCUGAGAAUAAACAGUGGGGCAGGCCCCCUCAAAGCCUCUGUCCCAGCAACGUUAGCUAGUCCUUCGGCCAGAGUUAGCACAAUAGGUUAUUUAAAUGAUCACGAUGCUGUCAGCAAGGCAAUCCAGGAAGCUCGACAGAUGAAGGAGCAACUUCGGCGGGAGCAACAGGUUCUUGAUGGGAAGGUGGCUGUUGUGAAUAGUCUAAGUCUCAAUAACUGCCGGACAGAAAAGGAGAAAACAACACUGGAAAGUCUGACUCAGCAACUGGCAGUGAAACAGAACGAAGAAGGGAAAUUUAGCCAUGCAAUGAUGGAUUUCAAUCUGAGUGGAGAUUCUGACGGAAGUGCUGGAGUUUCCGAGUCAAGAAUUUAUAGGGAAUCCAGGGGGCGUGGUAGCAAUGAACCCCACAUAAAACGUCCAAUGAAUGCUUUCAUGGUGUGGGCUAAAGAUGAACGGAGGAAAAUCCUUCAAGCCUUUCCUGACAUGCACAACUCCAACAUCAGCAAGAUACUGGGGUCUCGCUGGAAAGCCAUGACAAACCUCGAGAAACAGCCAUAUUACGAGGAGCAAGCCCGCCUCAGCAAGCAGCACCUGGAAAAAUACCCCGACUACAAGUACAAGCCCAGGCCGAAGCGCACCUGCCUGGUGGACGGUAAAAAGCUGCGCAUCGGGGAGUACAAGGCGAUCAUGCGGAACCGGCGGCAGGAAAUGCGGCAGUACUUCAACGUGGGGCAGCAAGCACAGAUCCCCAUCGCCGCUGCUGGCGUCGUGUACCCCGGAGCCAUCGCCGUGGCUGGGAUGGCCUCGCCGCACCUGCCUUCCGAACACUCGAGUGUGUCCAGCAGCCCGGAGCCCGGGAUGCCCGUCACGCAGGGCUCUUACGGCGUGAAAGGAGGGGAGGAGCCGCACAUCAAGGAAGAGAUGCAGGCUGAGGACAUCAACGGGGAAAUCUACGACGAGUACGACGAGGAGGACGAGGAUCCCGACGCAGAUUAUGGGAGUGACAGUGAAAACCAUAUCGCAGGACAAGCCGACUGAGGAGGGUCAAAGAUUGGCGUGACCUUAGGACUUAAAGAAGCCCUAGCUGGUUCAUCCUUACCAGUGGCCAAGCACAUUAACUUUCCCAUACACGGACUGUUACUUUAACUGUUAGUCUGAAAUAGUUGGGACAUCAGCUGACUAAUAGACCUCAGCCUCAAAAGGCUUGGAAAGGAAAAAAAAUGCAACAAGCAAACAAUAUCAACAACAAGAGAUUGAAAUAAGCUAUGGGUAAAAUAAUGCCAGUAAUUCAGCUGCUACAUCCAAGCACUGAAGUCUUACCCGUCAACUUUUUUUUUUUUUAAAUAAACUUUAUGGCUGUUUGUUCUACAAUGUUCUAGAAAUUCUCACUCAGGUACACAGUGCCAACAAGUGGCUUGUGAAUGUGUUUCGUUGUUUUGUGCUACAAUUUUUAAAAAGAAAUAAGUUUUGUUUGGGUUUUCUUUGGAGGGGGGG
Fukomys damarensis (Damara mole-rat) is the source of this 3243-nucleotide messenger RNA. It is a transcript of the gene Sox5, whose product is annotated as SRY-box transcription factor 5. Gene Ontology annotation, biological process: positive regulation of chondrocyte differentiation; regulation of transcription by RNA polymerase II; cell fate commitment. The coding region runs from base 529 to 2787 and encodes 752 amino acids. Gene Ontology annotation, cellular component: nucleus. NCBI's taxonomy places the organism in Eukaryota, Metazoa, Chordata, Mammalia, Rodentia, Bathyergidae. The record is from RefSeq and is a predicted model, not a curated record. Gene Ontology annotation, molecular function: RNA polymerase II cis-regulatory region sequence-specific DNA binding; DNA-binding transcription factor activity, RNA polymerase II-specific. The transcript has 20 exons.